GCCCGCUGUAUGGAGGAGCAAUAAACGAGAGAAUUUUGCCUAUUCAGAUUUGGAAAAAAAGCAGCAAUGAUGUGUAUAAGGCAGAUAAGAGUAGCCUUUUUAGUAAUGAACAUCGGAACGAGAGUUAUUCGUAUAUUGUAUGUGUUGUUCCUUUGCCAAACUUCACCCGGUAUCCAGAACCACCAGAAUCCCGUCUCGGAUUUCUUAAUGUGUUUGGAUGGCACAAUUAUCUCUCUCCAUUUGCUAGUGCAGUUCUUCAAGGUCGAUAUGACCUAUUUGGCGAACCAGCCAUGGAGGCGGUUAUUAAUUUCAAGUGGAGGAAAUUUGCUAGGACACGAUAUAUCUUUCUUACCGGUAUAUAUUUCUUGUAUCUUACUUCAUUCAUGGCAACUGUUACUCUCGAUUCUGAAAGAGUGCAACCGAGCAGCAGGACCGAGAAUCUAAUCAAAUUAUCCUCGUUUGUGGUGUUAUUAUUGGGAAUUAUGUUUACUGGACUUGAGAUGAUGCAAAUUAUUGCAUAUCGCUCUUAUUAUUUAACUAUAUAUAAUGUUAUUGGUCUAGCAAGUACUGUCUUGCCAAUAAUUUACACUGUGGAAGUACUUUUGGGAAGCAACAGUAGACGUCAAUACGUUGGCAGCGCCAUGUUUUUUGUCUAUAUUAAUUUGAUUCUACAACUCCGUGUAUUCAAACUUUUCGGAAUACCAAUAUUUAUAAUCACAACAAUAAUUGCCAGAGUACAAGGGCUUAUGUACAUACUUGCAAUAAUGAUGUUGGCAUCCGCACAUAUAUACUGGCUGUUAUUCUCCUUCACGGAAGUUACAGAUUUGGUAGGCGAUAGCACAGUAAUAAACGGCUUUUCAACUCCUCUAAGAUCACUGACUUCGGUCUACUUUUUCAUGACGGGAGGCGACUUUGGCUCUAUUACUGAUGCGUUCGGCAAUGCGACAAUUGUAAUUUUGACAAUCACAGUUUCGUUCAUAGGCACAGUUGUAUCGUUUAACAUCUGGAUUGCGUUAAUGGGUGACAUCAUCGCUGAUUCCAAACUUGAUAGUAAAUGCUUUUGGCUUAAACUGAAAGCAGAGCUCAUAUGUGAAUUAGAGAUGUGUACGCUUACGCGGAAGCAAAGACAACGGGCCGAUUUCUUUCCAUACUUGAUAUAUUACUACGCAAACGACGAUUCCAUAAUAGAAUACAAGAAAAGACUUGAAAAAC
Molecule: messenger RNA, 1212 nt
Organism: Paraglomus occultum
Lineage: Eukaryota; Fungi; Glomeromycota; Glomeromycetes; Paraglomerales; Paraglomeraceae
Source: the annotation of a GenBank genome assembly